This is a messenger RNA of Salvia miltiorrhiza (redroot sage), 686 nucleotides long. RefSeq lists its product as uncharacterized. The coding region runs from base 57 to 464 and encodes 135 amino acids. The transcript is spliced from 5 exons. Gene Ontology annotation, cellular component: nucleus; cytoplasm; TRAPP complex. The record is from RefSeq and is a predicted model, not a curated record. Lineage: Eukaryota; Viridiplantae; Streptophyta; Magnoliopsida; Lamiales; Lamiaceae. Gene Ontology annotation, biological process: endoplasmic reticulum to Golgi vesicle-mediated transport.
AACUAUUGAUCGCGAAUCACUGAGGAAUUACACCGAAGAGGAGGAGUGGGGGAUCAAUGGCGAGUACUGCGUGCUUUAUGAUUGUCAGCAGAAACGACAUCCCGAUUUACGAAGCUGAAGUUGGUACCGUCCCCAAAAAAGAGGAUGCUGCUCAUCAGCACCAGUUCAUAUUACAUGCCGCUUUAGACAUUGUUCAGGACACGGCGUGGACUACGAGUGCUAUGUUUCUAAAAGCAAUUGACAGAUUCAAUGACUUGGUGGUGUCCGUUUACGUGACUGCUGGUCAUACUCGACUGAUGCUGCUUCAUGAUUCUCGUAAUGAUGAUGGAAUCAAGAGCUUCUUCCAAGAGGUUCAUGAGCUAUAUAUUAAGUCUCUUCUUAAUCCUCUGUACCUCCCUGGAAGUCGCAUCACCUCAUCGCAUUUUGAUACAAAAGUCCGAGCCCUUGCUAGGAAAUACUUGUGAAGUAUGUGGAGCUUGCUGUGUAUUUGCUUUCAGGUCUUCUAUUUCACAAAAGGUCUUUCUGGCUGGAAACUUUUUUGUUUCAAUACUGCGGUGAGAGAAUUUACAUCAGAUGCAGUAACUGUUUUAUGAACAGUUUGUAAUAUCUUUUUUGUAAAAUCCAAUGGUGAUCUUUUGGUCCUUCAUCAUCACUUAUAUGUUGGAUGCACUUCAAAUUUCCAGUUA